GAACUCAGGCCUCUACCUUAGAAUCUUCAGCAACGCUACUCUGCUGCAACUCAAAACCCUAAACCAACGGAGCAGCCGUAUUGAUCUGCCUGUUCCAAGGACAGGAAGCGCAUACGCAUUCAGUCCUCGCCAAACGCGCUCAACUCUCUACUCACCCGGUAAAAAAUACUUGUAUAAUCAAAAUUCAAUGUUUGCAUAUUUGCUAUUUCCAAGUAACCUGUCACCGGUCGUCGAUGGACUUCCGGUGCAAUUCACGUCGCUCAAGGGAUUCUCAGUCGACAAACUCUGCGCGGCAUCGUGCAUUGCUCGAACCCAAACUGGAGCUAGUUGAAAGAAAUCCGUUAAAGGACAGUAGUAACCCUGCACGGAGUUGGCGCCGUUGAGAGUCUAGUUGUUUUUAAAAAAGUUAGAAUCGUCCGGAACAAGUACUAACAGACUCCAUGAAUCUCUCAACGACGAUUGCUGAGAAGCUGCCGCUUCUGCUCCCUCCUCAUGCUCCUCUUACACUUAAAGGUGUGACCCAUUUUGGAUCUGUGUCAUUUUGGCACCAGAAGAGGAAACUGAGAUGUGGGUUUCGAAGGAACAUGGCUUGCCAUUUGAAAAUGGAAACGGUUGUCGAAAGUAAGUUUGGGAUAGUUCGCCCUGCAACCGGUGCUUAUGCCCAAGAGGCCAUUGAAGCUCUUAAAUCUGGGAAAGUUAUUGCAGUGCCUACAGAUACCCUUUAUGGAUUUGCUUGUGAUGCUUGUUCUUUAGAAGCAGUUAACCGGAUUUAUGAGAUAAAAGGUCGCAGGCUUACAAGUCCUCUUGCCAUAUGCGUUGGGGAUGUAUCAAACAUACAACGGUUUGCUGUCACAGAUCAUCUGCCUCAUGGUUUACUUGACUCUCUCCUUCCGGGACCUGUUACUGUCAUCCUGGAGCGAGGUGUUUCAAGUAUUCUUGAGAAGUCCUUGAACCUAGGAUUGGAUAGUAUAGGAGUACGAGUGCCUGACUCUGAUUUCAUCCGGAUUAUUUCACGGGGUUCAGGAAGUGCUUUGGCCCUUACAAGUGCAAACCUUAGUGGCCAGCCAAGUACUGUUUGCAUAAAAGAUUUUGAAAACCUUUGGGAGCACUGUGCCUAUAUUUAUGAUGGUGGUAUACUUCCGUCAGGUCGUGCAGGAUCAACAAUUGUGGAUCUUACCAGGAGAGGGACAUACAAGAUUGUCAGGGAUGGGAGUGCAAGAGAAGAGACUAUUGCAAUCCUGGAAAGACAUUCAUUACUAGAAGAAACUGCAGCUAGUUAAAGAAGAUAGAUCGAAAUGUCACUUCAUUCUUUUCACGAAGCCGAUGAUUCACUUAAACCCAGAAAGAAUCCUGCUUGUCCAAGUGGAAAUAUCACGGUUGAGGUGCCAUCUUAUCUCUAUCCACCAGAUUUUUUGUGUUCUUGAGCUUUCUGAAGAUAUUCCACUUCAUUGCCUGUAAUAUACUUAACCGAAUCUAGUUGAAGGACCGUUAAGAAUGCCACGAAUGUUUUCAAAUUCACCCAAGAGGAAUAUAACAGGCUUGGAGAGCAAGAUGUUAAAGAGCGUUGCCAGUUAGAAGUUGGUCUUUAUCACAUGGACCUUAUGAAAUAGUUCAUGAGCUGUCUCUUGCUUUGACUUUUCUCCCUUUCAAGAUAUUUGGCUCAUAAUUUUACAUGACUGACGGUGGAAAAGGUGAUUUAAAAGCUGUAGCAUUAUACUCGUGUAUGUUUAUUUUUAUGUGAAGACAAAUUUUCUAGACUG
This is a messenger RNA of Carica papaya (papaya), 1760 nucleotides long. RefSeq names its product DHBP synthase RibB-like alpha/beta domain-containing protein. Gene Ontology annotation, cellular component: cytoplasm. Lineage: Eukaryota; Viridiplantae; Streptophyta; Magnoliopsida; Brassicales; Caricaceae. Gene Ontology annotation, molecular function: double-stranded RNA binding; nucleotidyltransferase activity; tRNA binding. The record is from RefSeq and is a predicted model, not a curated record. Gene Ontology annotation, biological process: regulation of translational fidelity.